Messenger RNA from Parasteatoda tepidariorum (common house spider), 2062 nucleotides. RefSeq names its product acid phosphatase type 7. The record is from RefSeq and is a predicted model, not a curated record. Lineage: Eukaryota; Metazoa; Arthropoda; Arachnida; Araneae; Theridiidae. Gene Ontology annotation, molecular function: acid phosphatase activity; metal ion binding.
CUAUGCUAUAAAAUUUCUCAUAAAUAAGGCCACAUAUCUAAGAAAAGUCUUCAUCGUUAUACUUUUCUAUAUAUUUGAAUUCUUAGUAUUAAUUAUUCAUUCAUACAUACACCUUCUUUCAUUCAAUGAACUUUUAUCUCAUUUCCUUUCUUCUAUCAUACAUACCUCGUGAUCAUCUGUUUAUCAUGAUCUUUGACGUAACAGCUCUGGAGAAAUAUUUAUAAGCAAACAUAAGAGCAGCAUCGUUUUGUUUUAAGCAUCGCUUUAAAAUUGCUAAAGUAUGGAGUUCAAAAUAAAAUUUUCAUUUUUUGCUUUCUUCUUUUAUUUUUGCGUCACUCUUGUCUUGGCUGUUUUAAAUACUCAACCUGAACAAGUGCAUAUAUCAUUUGGGAAAUCUCCUAAUGAAAUGGUUGUUACAUGGGUUACUUUUGACCCUACAAGCAAAUCCACUGUCGAAUAUGGACAGGCUCCUAGUAAAUUGAAUAAAAUUAAAUUUGGUACUGUGACAAAGUUUGUCGAUGGUGGAUCAAGUGCUCGAGUACUUUGGAUACAUAGAGUUUUACUUGAUGAUUUAGUUCCUGGUUCUGAAUACAUGUACCACUGUGGUAGUACAGAUGGUUGGAGUGCUGUUUAUUGGUUUACAGCUAUGCAAAAUGGUACAAAUUGGAGCCCAAGACUUGUUGUUUAUGGGGAUUUGGGUAAUUAUAAUGCUCAAUCUUUGCCACGAAUCCAAGAAGAAGUUCAGAAAGGAAUGUACGAUGCUCUUUUGCAUGUAGGAGACAUGGCUUACAAUUUAGACUCAGAAAAUGCAACAAUAGGUGAUGAAUUUAUGAGGCAAAUAGAAACAAUUGCUGCUUACCUUCCCUACCAAGUGUGUGUUGGCAAUCACGAACAAGCAUACAAUUUUUCUAAUUACGUUAAUCGAUUUAGUAUGGUUAAUCAAGAUGGUGAAAUAAACAAUAAUUUUUACAGUUUUGAUCUCGGCCCCGCUCAUAUAAUUGCUUUCUCUACCGAGUUUUAUUUUUACGUUAAAUACGGUUGGAUACAAAUUGCUCGUCAGUAUGAAUGGCUUGAAAAUGAUUUGAAAAAGGCAAAUUUACCAGAAAACAGAGCUAAACGCCCAUGGAUUAUUACAAUGGGACACAGACCUAUGUAUUGUAGCACCAAUGAUACAGAUGACUGUAAAAAUAGGGAAAGUAUCAUUCGAAAAGGGUUACCCAUUGCUCAUGCUUAUGGUUUGGAAGAUCUAUUUUACAAAUAUGGUGUUGACUUGGAAUUAUGGGCUCAUGAACAUUUAUAUGAAAGGCUGUGGCCCAUCUAUGAUUACAAAGUGUAUAAUGGAAGCCUUGAUGCACCUUACACUAAUCCAAAAGCUCCGGUGCAUAUUAUUACAGGUUCUGCUGGGUGCCAAGAAAAUUUAGAUCCAUUUGUUGACAACCCUGCAGAAUGGAGUGCUGCAAGAUUUUCUGACUAUGGUUACACUAGGUUUAAUAUCAUUAAUAAUACGCAUUUAUACAUGGAGCAAGUAUCUGAUGAUCAGGAUGGUAUUGUACUGGAUAAAAUGUUGCUAAUCAAAGAUAGGCAUGGUCCUGAUGCAUGGUUAUAAACAAACAAUUGAAAUUUUAUUACAUACUGCUAUCUCUCUCAUUAAUUAUGUCUGUGAUCUAUCUUUUUUUCUUUAAAAUAUGUGAUUUAUUGCUGGCCGAAUCUCACUUUAGCUUUAUAUUUCUACAUUUACUUAUCAUAAAUUUUUUACUUUUAAUUAUUUGUCAACUAUUUUUAAUAUAUUGAUUAUGUAAAAAAAAAUUUGUUUUUGUGUUAAUAUAUAUAUAUAUACUUAUGCAUGCAAUAGGAGCCAUUCAAAUAUUAAAAAAGUAGUAUCUAGAAAACCGGUUGCAAUUAUCUUGUCACCGGUUGCAAUUGCCAGUGACAAGGAAACGGUAAUUUGAAAAAUAGUGAUGCUAAAUUCCCUUUAUCUACAGAAGAUAAAAAUUCUCUGUAAAUUGCAGAAAUAUUUAAAUUUUGAAAUGAUAUUUGAAGUUGAAAAUUAGAUUUUUAUUUA